AUGGAAUCCCUCGCAGAAACGGAGUGGGAUGUAGUCAUCAGCGGCACUGGGCUUCAACAAUCCCUUCUCGCCCUAGCCCUCUCCCGCUCGGGGAAGAACAUUCUGCACGUGGAUGCCAACACCUACUACGGUGGCAAUGAAGCCGCCUUCUCGCUGCAAGAAGUCGAUGAAUGGGCCGCCGCGACGGGGAAUGUUGAGGUGACAAAGGCCGAGGGCGGGCUCUCGUUCCCGCGCGCGUACAGCAUUGCUCUGGCGCCGCAGAUUAUUCACACCAAGAGCGAGCUGUUGAGUCAGCUCGUCUCGUCCAAGGCGUUUCGGCAGAUCGAGUUCCUCGCUGUAGGCUCCUUCUACAUCUACGAGCCCGACAACGCGUCGCUCAACAGGAUACCGUCCACACGAGAAGAUGUCUUCUCCAACACCAGCAUCCCCGCCAAGUCGAAGCGGUCCUUGAUGAAGUUUCUCAAGUUCGUUCUCGACUACGAUGCCCCGCCUCACCGCGAGACCUGGACGCCCCAUGCCGACCUUCCGCUGCGCACGUUCCUGGCGCAAGAGUUCAAGCUUGAUGAACGCCUGCAGGCAGACAUUAUCACAUUGACUCUGAGCCUCGAUGGGAAUAUCACAGUGAAGGAUGGGCUGCGGAGCAUUCAUCAGCACAUGUCAUCCAUGGGUCUCUUUGGUGCUGGGUUUGCGGCUGUCGUCCCAAAGUGGGGUGGGCUGAGUGAGGUUGCGCAAGUUGGCUGUCGAGCUCUCGCGGUGGGAGGCGCCGUGUACAUGCUCGGUACAGGCAUCAAGUCUGCUCGCGCGAGUGAGCAGCGGAUUGACGUGAGUUUGUCGAAUGACAUUGAUGUCAAGACUAGGUUCCUCGUGAAAGAGACCGACGUCGAUACACCUACCAUGUCGCUUGCCAGACUCACAGCUGUUGUCCACUCUGACCUCUCAUCGCUGUUCGACGCCACUGUCGAAGGUGCCCCAUCACCAGUCGUCGCGGUGGUUGCAUUCCCUGCCGGCUACGCGAAAACACCUGACGGCACGGCUUCGGAGUACCCUAUUUACGCCAUGGUUCACUCCAGUGAGACGGGCGAAUGCCCCAAAGGACAAUGCGUCAUCUACCUCAGCACUAUGCCACAGCCAAAUGCGAAGUCCCUGCUCGACAACGCGCUGUCCUCGCUUCUUGGAGCCGUAGGCGAGGCGCAAGUGCCCGAAAUACUGUAUCGACUGUCAUAUACCCACCAUCAACGCGUGUCUCGCCCCUCAGAUUCCAAUGUUGUGACGCUGCCAACGCUACCUCUCGAUCUCGCCUUUAAUGAUGCCGCUUUGGCAAGUGUCAAGGCAGCAUGGGAGACUUGCACGGCAGAUGAUGACGGAGAGAAAGAGUACAUGGUGUUUGAGGACCGCGAGGGCGCAGAUAAUGAUGACUACGAAUAG
This is a messenger RNA of Emericellopsis atlantica, 1425 nucleotides long. RefSeq names its product rab protein geranylgeranyltransferase component A. Gene Ontology annotation, cellular component: cytoplasm; Rab-protein geranylgeranyltransferase complex; nucleus. NCBI's taxonomy places the organism in Eukaryota, Fungi, Ascomycota, Sordariomycetes, Hypocreales, Bionectriaceae. The record is from RefSeq and is a predicted model, not a curated record. Gene Ontology annotation, molecular function: GDP-dissociation inhibitor activity. The transcript has 3 exons. Gene Ontology annotation, biological process: vesicle-mediated transport; small GTPase-mediated signal transduction; protein geranylgeranylation. The coding region runs from base 1 to 1425 and encodes 474 amino acids.